CAAAGAACCUCGAGGAUUCCAACCUUCUUCGUUCUCCGCGACGUCCAUCGCCGCAUCAAUGAGGCAUGUCUUCGAGUUACCAUCAACCCGACGCCCCAAACUCUCCCCUCGAUGACUCCGAUUCCGACCUUGACCUCGACAUCCAGGAGCUCGAUCCCAUCACCACAUCCGCAGCUACAGGCCUCUCGUCGUCCCGGAAAGAGCGCAAGCCACAAGAAGAGCGGAGGACAGCACAUAUCCCGUUGAGGAAUCUUCGGAUGGGCGGGCUGCGAGGUCUGGGAAAGCGAAGUAGAGGCUACGGAGACCUGGGGAGAGACCGAGACGGGAAUAAUGAGGAUUUAUACGGUCUUUUGAGUGAUGAACCUGGAGUCGAUGGCGCAAAUCGAUAUUCUGCUGGAAGUUCCAAUGGAGGGGAGGAUGGCGCUCCAUUACUGGCAGCGAAUGGUCAUCGCCGGAGACCGAGUACCGAUACUUUCAACAAGUUAGGAUCACAUCUACGGCUACCAAGCUUCCUUUCUACUACUGGAUCCCAAGCACCUCCGGAUGAUGCGGAAGAGCAGGCUGAGGAACACGAUCCAUCGUCAUCAAGGACGGUGUCUGUUGGCGCCUCACAAACUGCGCGCUUCCCUCCAAAUGCCGUUUCCAAUGCGAAAUAUACCCCUGUCAGCUUUUUACCUGUAACAUUGUAUAACGAAUUCUCUUUCUUCUUCAACAUGUACUUUUUACUCGUUGCACUUUCACAAGCGAUACCCCCAUUACGGAUAGGAUACUUGUCGACUUACAUCGUCCCACUGGUCGCCGUUUUGGCCAUCACGUUAGGAAAGGAAGCAUUUGAUGACAUUGGACGAAGGAGGAGGGAUAAUGAGGCCAACUCAGAGGGAUACACGGUGUUAUGCUUCGACGGGCCUGGGGUGGGGAACGCUGAAAGGUAUCACGCAAAGAAGAAGUUAAAAUUAAAACAAAAUGCCAAAUCGAAAAGGAAGACAUUAGUCGAACCGGACCGGCUUUCGGAUAUCCAAGAAGAGGAUGCUGCUGAGAAUCGAGGGACCGGACUAGCACAAUUCCCAUCAACAUCGGUCCGAGAGGUUAUACGGAAGUCUCGGGACUUGAAAGUUGGGGAUGUCUUGAAAUUGGGAAAAGAUCAAAGAGUUCCUGCAGAUGUGGUCAUUUUGAAAAGUUACACAAACGAGUCUGCGCCAAUAGCGGAGGAGAACGAAGCUCCUAUUAAGUCUCAGUCACUUCUUGUUGAGCCCAUCUCGGAUCCUCCAGUUGACAGCACCGCCGCUACCGUUGCUGAGGGUCAUGAGUCAACAUCAAAACUUGGCAAUACACCGUCUGCAGAUGCUGGAGGUGUCGGAGAGACAUUCAUUCGUACAGAUCAACUUGAUGGUGAGACCGAUUGGAAGCUGCGAUUGGGUUCGCCUCUCACACAAUCCCUCGAACCUUCCGAAUUUGUGCGGCUCCGUGUGGUUGCUGGGAAACCAGACAAGAAGGUCAAUGAAUUUGUUGGGACUGUAGACCUCCUGCCCGUAAAUAGAGCAGGCUAUGAUCCAUAUCUACCAAGGCCACCACGGUUAAGUAAUGAGGUUAAUCCGGAGCAGCCUUCCAGCAGUACCAAUUCUGCGCCCCUGACCAUCGACAACACCGCCUGGUGCAAUACAGUGCUUGCUUCGAAUGCAACCACGCUAGCUGUUGUUGUAUACACAGGUUCCCAAACACGCUCUGCCCUUUCCACAUCACCAUCCCGUUCGAAGACAGGACUGCUAGAAUACGAAAUAAACUCCCUCACAAAGAUCCUCUGUGCUCUCACAGCCACAUUAUCCAUUGUUCUCGUCGCAUUAGAAGGAUUUGAAAAAGUUGAGGGCAAGUGGUAUGUCAAGAUGACGCGGUUCUUGGUAUUGUUCUCGACAAUCGUUCCCAUCAGUCUUCGAGUCAAUCUGGACAUGGGAAAGACCGUUUAUUCUUGGUUUAUACAACGAGAUACUGGCAUGCCAGGCGCGGUUGUGAGGACGAGCACAAUUCCUGAAGAAUUGGGACGAAUCGAAUAUCUACUAAGCGAUAAGACCGGUACCCUGACCCAGAAUGAGAUGGAAAUGAAGAAGAUUCACGUUGGAACUGUUUCGUAUGCCAACGAAGCAAUGGACGAAGUGGCUUCGUACAUCAAGCAAGGCUUCUCCGUUCCUGUAUCAACGGAUGCAAGCCAAUCGAUGCUCAUCACGCCAUCAUCCACCUUCGUUGCAUCGACCACUAUUACUGCUACAAGAACUCGUCGAGAAAUAGGCUCACGUGUUCGCGAUGUGGUCCUUGCCUUGGCUAUUUGCCACAAUGUUACUCCAACCGCUGAAGAAGAUAAUGGUCAAAUGGUGACUUCUUAUCAAGCUUCAUCCCCAGAUGAGAUCGCAAUUGUCAAAUGGACCGAAGCAGUUAACUUACGUCUCACUCAUCGGGAUCGAAAAGGAAUGACGCUUCACUCAGUAGAUACUGGCCGUCCGGUUGUUCGUGUGCACAUUCUCGAAGUCUUCCCCUUCACUUCCGAUGGCAAGAGAAUGGGUAUCAUCGUACAGUUCUUGGAUGGCUCAGAGACAGCUGGCAGCGUUAAUAUCGAGGCUGGGGAGAUCUGGUUCUACCAGAAAGGAGCGGAUACGGUCAUGGGUUCCAUCGUUGCUGCUAAUGACUGGCUCGAUGAAGAAACUGCCAACAUGGCUCGAGAGGGACUGCGAACCCUCGUCGUUGGUCGGAAACGAAUGUCUGUUCAACAGUAUCAAGAGUUCGCAGCCAGUUACAAAGAGGCAGCAGUGUCCAUCAACGGCCGAGAUGCCGGCAUGGCUCGUGUCGUGUCACAUUAUCUGGAACGCGACCUUGAGCUACUUGGAGUUACCGGUGUAGAAGACAAGCUUCAGCGAGACGUGAAACCUUCUCUCGAACUACUGCGCAAUGCUGGUAUCAAGAUCUGGAUGUUGACAGGCGACAAGGUGGAGACUGCCCGCUGUGUUGCUGUUUCUGCCAAGCUUGUCGCAAGAGGCCAAUACAUCCACACCAUCGCCAAGCUCAAGCGCAAAGACAAUGCUCAAGACCACCUCGAUUUCCUGCGGGGAAAGAAAGACUCUGCCUUGCUUAUUGACGGAGAAUCUUUGGCGCUACUUCUUACGCAUUUCCGCACCGAGUUCAUAGGAUUGGCCGUACUUCUACCUGCAGUGAUCGCUUGCCGCUGUUCUCCCACUCAAAAAGCGGAUAUCGCCAUCCUCAUCCGGGAGUUCACAAAAAAGCGCAUCUGUUGUAUCGGCGACGGUGGCAACGACGUAAGCAUGAUCCAAGCAGCAGACGUCGGCGUCGGGAUCGUCGGAAAAGAAGGACGACAAGCAUCUCUCGCCGCCGAUUUCUCCAUCACCCAAUUCUGCCACCUUACAAAACUGCUAGUCUGGCAUGGCAGAAAUAGCUACAAGCGCUCAGCAAAACUCGCCCAGUUCGUCAUCCACAGAGGCCUCAUCAUCUCCGUCUGCCAGACCAUGUACAGCAUAGCCAUCAAAUUCGAGCCCGACGGUCUGUACAAAGAUUGGCUGAUGGUCGGAUACGCCACGGUAUAUACAAUGGCGCCAGUUUUCUCCCUGGUCCUUGAUAAAGACGUCGACGAAAAUCUCGCCAACCUCUACCCAGAACUCUACAAAGAACUUACCUCCGGCUCUUCGCUCUCAUACCGCACAUUUUUCGUUUGGGUCUUCGUGUCCAUCUACCAAGGAAGCAUGAUUCAAGGCCUUAGCCAAAUCCUCACUGAAACCUCGGGCCCGAAAAUGACGGCUGUGUCGUUCACCGUCCUAGUCUUGAACGAGCUGUGCAUGGUUGCGUUUGAGAUCACGACUUGGCAUCCGGUUAUGAUUAUCUGUCUACUUGGAACGCUGUUGGUGUACUUGGGAAGCAUGCCGUUUUUGGGAGGGUACUUUGAUUUAGCGUUUAUCAUUACUUGGGGCUUCGUCUGGCGCGUUCUCGCCAUUGGAGCCAUUUCUCUGAUUCCGCCGUAUGCAGGAAAGUUGAUCAGGCGUGCGGUGAAGCCGCCUAGUUAUCGCAAGGUGCAGGCGAUAUGAUUUCUACCAUCACUCAGGUGGUUUGUAUUCAUGGCUCGGGCUCUGGGCGGUUCUCGGCAUAGCGAUUGGAGUUCUGAUUUAGAGACGCUCGUGACGGAGUUGGAUGCUAAUUAAGUGCAAUGAAUUGAAUUGACUGCUUGCUCUAGCUGGUGUGCG
This is a messenger RNA of Hyaloscypha bicolor E, 4235 nucleotides long. RefSeq names its product P-type ATPase-like protein. Gene Ontology annotation, biological process: retrograde vesicle-mediated transport, Golgi to endoplasmic reticulum; endocytosis; phospholipid translocation. Lineage: Eukaryota; Fungi; Ascomycota; Leotiomycetes; Helotiales; Hyaloscyphaceae. The record is from RefSeq and is a predicted model, not a curated record. Gene Ontology annotation, molecular function: ATPase-coupled intramembrane lipid carrier activity; ATP hydrolysis activity; magnesium ion binding. Gene Ontology annotation, cellular component: endosome; trans-Golgi network; plasma membrane. The coding region runs from base 66 to 4079 and encodes 1337 amino acids. The transcript is spliced from 2 exons.